Salvia splendens (bonfire salvia) is the source of this 1098-nucleotide messenger RNA. RefSeq lists its product as uncharacterized. The transcript has 5 exons. Bases 86 to 877 code for a protein of 263 amino acids. NCBI's taxonomy places the organism in Eukaryota, Viridiplantae, Streptophyta, Magnoliopsida, Lamiales, Lamiaceae. The record is from RefSeq and is a predicted model, not a curated record.
UUGAGUACAUAAAACACAGACCUCCACCAUACACGAGGGGUUGCUUUUCAUUCUGCCCUAGUGUUGCGUUUCUAAGUGAAGGAGAAUGGGUAGAAAGAAAAAGACGGUCUCUUUCCAGUUACCUGAUGAUGCUGCUAAACAGGAUAAAGCCUCCAAUGCUAGUUCAGAAAUGCAAGCCGGUGUGGACAAACUGCAUCCGCAAGCUAAGGAGGCUAUGAAUGUGGGGAAGAAUUCAAGGGCCGGGACUGUGGUUGCGAGACGAUCACCUCGUAUUAGGAGUUUGACCCCAUCUAAUAAUAGCCCUGAGUUGAAACAUGUUCCGGAGCAGGUUGAUCUUGUUGAAGAGGAAAAGGAACAAGAACCUGAGGUUCAGUCAGUUGGCAAUAUGCUUGUUGAAGAGGAACAGGAACAGGAACAAGAGGUUCAGCCAGGUAGCAAUCCUCCAGAUGCGCACGGAAGAAGCCUGGCAGAGAAAAUCGACUAUCUUGUUGAAGCUGUUGAUUAUUUGAAGUUUAAGGUUUGUAAACGAGAUGCAACGGCGGUCCCUUCUCCUGAUAUCAGCUACAAAAGCUUGUACAUCAGUUCACAAAAGCAGAUUGAGACUUUGAUAGAUGAACAACUUAAGCUGGUCAAGAAGCUGGAAUUCGCCCGUGGAAAAAUUGCAGCAUAUGAGGAGAUGAAGGUUGUUGUGGGAGGUCAGAAGGAGUUUGUGCUAGUCUCCGAACUGGCAAAAGCUGCAGGCGUUGCCACUGCAAGCUUAUCACCUAAAGUAGAUCAAAAGAGUAGCCCGUCUCCUCCGCCUGAAGCAGUUCAAAAGAGUGGCCUGCCAUCUCCCAGUGUUCGUAAGCAAAUUGGCCAGAAACGGGCGAGGUGUUGAUGCUGCUGUUAGUCGUCGUAACUAGGACAUCUCAUUGUGGUGGUGGAUUCUACCUUUAUUGGGCUUAUUUUGUGUCUAGUAGAAGAGAAGAGUGACGAUGAAAACUUGUACUACUACUGGUAUUUUGCACUGUUUCCUUAAGGCUUCUUGUUGUUCAUGCCUUUCUAUCCACACUAAACAGAAAAUCAGAAAAUGAUGAUUUUAGUUGGCAUUAAAUUAAA